Molecule: messenger RNA, 2286 nt
Organism: Penicillium psychrosexuale
Lineage: Eukaryota; Fungi; Ascomycota; Eurotiomycetes; Eurotiales; Aspergillaceae
Product: pentatricopeptide repeat protein
Exons: 1
Coding region: 1-2286 (761 amino acids)
Molecular function (GO): protein binding
Source: RefSeq, a predicted model, not a curated record
AUGCGCCUCUCCACAUACAAUGCUCCAGCAAUCUUUGAACCUGGUGUGACACAUGAUGCUCCUGACCCCAUAUCAUAUCAACACAACCACGGUUCAACCGACAGUUCACAUUCGCCGAAAAGUGAACAAUCAGAUCAGGUCGCAACAAAUCAGUAUGGCAUAGGCCAUGGACAAUCAAAAUCUUCAACCCAACCACGAAGUUCAUCACAGACACCGAUUAUAACGAAUGAUAAAAUGAAGAAGGUCGCCUAUGUGCGAAAAGCUGAUCCCAAGCUUGUCGCCAUGGCGGCUGAGAGAGUCAACCGAGAAAUCUUAAACAAGGGUAGACAUUUGACUGAUCGCGGGUUAUACCUGGCGCUUUCAAUGCGAAUGAAUUCACUCUACAUGCGCGAGCUAGGUCUCCGUCAAUGGAAAGAGGCAUAUGGAGCAAUUCACAAGGCCAAGACACAUGGCCGUGAGGUCUUGCACAAAUCUGCAUUGCCAAAGCUGAGAGAAGAUGGCGAGCAACUGCUAGCCUUGCUUCUCGAAGACUGUCAAGGCAAGUUUCGAGAGGCAUGGCUGGCAAUGACCCGCCCUAACAGGGCUUGGGCCUGGCAACGCCUGGCCAUUUGGCUUCUGCAAAAUAACCCGGCAAUGGCCUUGGAGUUUUUACUCGUCACAACUGAGCCACGAGAUAAGCCAGAUUUAACUAUGGUUGUUGAUUGCUUGACUUACUUGGAAAGAUUUCAUUAUGAAGAGCUCCGGGAUUGGACAAAAGGUGCCCACACAUUCGAAUCGGUUGUUGCAACUUCCCUGGAUCCAAAGGACUGGCCAAUUAUCUCCCCGCCACAAAGGGGUAUACGGUUCUAUAUUCGCCGAGCAGGCUUCUUAGGUGUCUACGAGAGUUUCCGUUUAAUGAACGAGCGAGGCGUCACGAUGGAAGCGCAAACAGCACUUUGCUACAUGUACCGAUUCACACAGCUGAACGACGUGGAAUAUGCCCUUAGGGCUCUCGAAUUCAUUCCCAAAAUCAAUGACCCUGAAUUUUCAAUGGACUCUGAAGGAGUCUUACGGCAUUGUUGCAAGCUCCUGACCCUGGACACUGUUGAGGAUAACGCCAGCGGACGAAAUUUCCGGAUCCUCCCACGGCUUCUCAAAAUGGGUGUUCAGCCAGACCGAGACAUGAUGAAUCUCGUGCUCGCCAAUGCUUACAAAACCGGUGAUCCUCAAUUGGGGUCGGACAUGCUUCAGUUCAUGAAGAAUCACCACCACGAAUUCGAUUCUUAUACAUAUUUGACUCUCCUCACGGAUGCGGUGUCUCGAGGCGACCGGGGUCGUGUGGACGAGUUGGUGCGGGAAGUCGAGAUGCAAGAGGAAUUACGAAACAACCCAUACAUUUUCAGCAAAAUCUUCCAUGCUCAUUUCACUUUUACCGCCAAGCAUAUUGAUCCCGAGAGCGAUCCCUCGGGAGUUUUCUACUCUAUGCUCGACAUGUACAACAAAAUCCACGACAUCACACCGCUCAAAGAACUCCUUCUACUCCCUCCCUCAUACUCACCGCCGCCAAGUCAAGGACUUGAAGUGAAAACCCCACCAUCUCCAGUAUCUUUGUUCCUCAUGAUCGCAACAUUCUUCCGUUGUAGGAAUCGGAUAUCACAAGUCCAUCACAUGUAUGACAGAUUCCGCGAGCUCGUGCAGCAGGGCCAUCCAUCCAUCGCUCCUCUGGUCGAGACCGACCACGUCUAUAAUGAAUUCCUCAUCGCCUUCCGCAAAAGCAGCCGUGGACUACGGUCAAGCAUACGUCUCGUCGAAGACAUGCUUGACACCUCUACCAUACCAAAAGAAACUAUUGCUGGCAAACCUCUCAAGCACAUCGCACCCACGCAUCGUACUUGGACCAUCCUCCUCAGUGCCUUCAAUUACAGUCGCCAGCCCGAUGCCGCCGAGAAAGUCAAGGAGAUGAUGGCCAAGCACAAUGUGGAGUACAACCAGGUGACUUGGAACACCAUCAUCAAUGGAUUCGCCAAUGCGCAGGCCAUCCCUGAAACUGCUAGUGCAAUCACGAAGAUGGAAAAGGAAGGCUUUGCCAUCGACCAUUACACGAUGAAGAGUUUGCGUUAUCUCCGCGACCCCGAACGCCUCUGGGUGGCGAUCGAGGAGAUGGAUGAGGGCCUUAAUUCGGAUGGAACCAAUAAGCUUCUCACCCUCGAGCCCGCAUCCGAUGUUCACAGUGAUCAGAAGGUGCACGACGAGCUCAUUGACAAUGGGUUAGAGAAGUUGGAGUCAAAGUUGAAGCCUAAGAUGUAA